AUCCCCGUGGAUCCCUCUGGAUCGCUGUGGAACCCUGUGGAUCCCUCUGGAUCCCUCUCUAUCCCCCUGGAACCCUCUGGAUCCCUGUGAAUCCCUCUGGAUCCUUCUGGGUCCCUCUGGAACCCUCUGGAACCCUGUGGAUCCCUCUGGAACCCUCUGGAACCCUGUGGAUCCCUCUGGAACCCUCUGGAACCCUCUCUAUCCCUCUGGAACCCUCUGGAACCCUGUGGAUCCCUCUGGAACCCUCUGGAUCCCUCUGGAUCCCUGUGGAUCCCUGUGGAACCCUCUGGAUCUCUCUGGAACCCUUUGGAUCCCUCUGGAACCCUGUGGAUUCCUGUGGAACCCUCUGGAACCCUGUGGAUUCCUGUGGAACCCUCUGGAACCCUCUGGAUCCCUCUGGAACCCUCUGGAUCCCUCUGGAACCCUCUGGAUCUCUCUGGAACCCCGUGGAUCCCUCCGGAACCCUCUGGAUCCCUUCCUGUGGGCAAGCCUCUGGACUCCCCUGUGGAUCCUCUGGAACCCUGUGGAUCCCUCUGGAUCUCUCUGGAUCCCCGUGGAACCCUCUGGAUCCCUGUGGAUCCCUCUGGAUCUCUCUGGAUCCCUGUGGAACCCUGUGGAACCCUCUGGAUCCCUGUGGAUCCCUGUGGAUCUCUCUGGAUCCCUGUGGAUCUCUCUGGAUCCCUGUGGAUCUCUCUGGAACCCUGUGGAACCCUGUGGAUCCCUCUGGAUCUCUCUGGAUCCCCGUGGAACCCUCUGGAUCCCUGUGGAUCCCUGUGGAUCCCUCUGGAACCCUGUGGAUCUCUCUGGAACCCUGUGGAACCCUGUGGAACCCUGUGGAUCCCUCUGGAACCCUCUGGAACCCUGUGGAACCCUCUGGAACCCUGUGGAUCCCUCUGGAACCCUCUGGAUCCCUAUGGAUCCCUCUGGAUCCCUGUGGAUCCCCCUGGAACCCUGUGGAUCCCUCUGGAUCUCUCUGGAUCCCUGUGGAACCCUGUGGAACCCUCUGGAUCCCUGUGGAUCCCUCUGGAUCUCUCUGGAUCCCUAUCCCUCUGGAUCCAUCUGGGUCCCUCUGGAUCCCUCUGUAUCCCUGUGGAACCCUCUGGAUCCCUCUGGAUCUCUCUGGAUCCCCGUGGAUCCCUCUGGAUCCCUGUGGAACCCUGUGGAACCCUCUGGAUCCCUCUGGAUCCCUCUGGAUCCCUGUGGAACCCUGUGGAACCCUGUGGAUCCCUCUGGAACCCUCUGGAUCCCUGUGGAUCCCUCUGGAUCUCUCUGGAUCCCUGUGGAACCCUCUGGAUCUCUCUGGAACCCUGUGGAUCCUUCUGGAACCCUCUGGAUCCCCCUGGAACCCUCUGGAUCCCCGUAG
Manacus vitellinus (golden-collared manakin) is the source of this 1363-nucleotide messenger RNA. Its product is annotated as protein RNA-directed DNA methylation 3-like. The record is from RefSeq and is a predicted model, not a curated record. Lineage: Eukaryota; Metazoa; Chordata; Aves; Passeriformes; Pipridae. The transcript is spliced from 3 exons. The annotation marks the transcript as partial.